This is a messenger RNA of Nymphaea colorata (pocket water lily), 990 nucleotides long. RefSeq lists its product as uncharacterized. Lineage: Eukaryota; Viridiplantae; Streptophyta; Magnoliopsida; Nymphaeales; Nymphaeaceae. The record is from RefSeq and is a predicted model, not a curated record. The transcript has 4 exons. The coding region runs from base 1 to 642 and encodes 213 amino acids.
AUGGCAAGCCCAUAUGAGUGGAUGGCUCCCCCGGUUGUUCAACACCCUGCCUGCCCAUGCAAACCCCUCUCCCUCGUUCAAAGGCCGCCAACCCGUGAUCUUGUACGCUGCAAUGCCUGCAGUUUUCCGAUCAGUGGCUUCCGUUACAACUGCGGCUCUUACAACCUCCACCCUUACUGUGCAGGCGUUUCCCCCCAUCUCUACAUUCAACAUCCUCACCUCCCUGGCCGCCCUCACCUCGCCACCCUCAUGUUCUUCCCUCCCUAUCAGAAUGGGCAAUUCACCUGCAACAUCUGCAGAAAUUGGGGUUGCUCUCACUGGCUCUACCGUUGCACCGUCUGCAACGACUUCGACGCUCAUCUAGGUUGUGCGAUGAAUGCGGCGCAGCUUCAAUUUCAAGUUCACCCUCAGUAUUACCUGCCAACGACUCCUGUCUAUCCACGUUAUGAUAGUGGUGGUGGUGGUGGUACCGCAUACCCCUCAACUCCCUCAUCCGAUCCCUGGAAAAAAUUCGGGAAGUGUAUGUGGGUUGUACGGCUGGCAGAGUUAGCCCUUGGUACUGGUGAUUUGGUUGACCUUGGUUCCACCCUCUUUGAUAACAUGGAUUUGCUGUCGGUUGCCGGGAGUCUCCUGAGUUGCUGAACGGCACAGAAUAUUCAGCAGUCCACAUCGAAUACGUUCUACUGUGUUCUCCUCUUAACACUAGUUGAGAGUUGGUGAUAUUUUAGCACGUUGGCUUUAUUUUAAUUAAUCUCUCUCUCUCUCUCUCUUUGGGGUGUCAUCCUCCUUUUGUGGCUGGAUGAUGGUGCCAUUUCGUCCUUUCAAUCACUCCCCCUCUCUUAUGUCGUUUUUCUAUAAAUUGUAUUGUAUAUUUGAUCUUUUUGUUUUGUCUUGUGGCUUGUUAUUGUAACUAGAAACUUCUUGUCUCUAAAUUUCUGUAUUAGGGGACUUCUUGUGCCCAAAUUUUGAUAUAAAUUCUUAGUUUAUGGA